This is a messenger RNA of Pipistrellus nathusii (Nathusius's pipistrelle), 375 nucleotides long. Lineage: Eukaryota; Metazoa; Chordata; Mammalia; Chiroptera; Vespertilionidae. The record is from the annotation of a GenBank genome assembly.
AUGGAGCCCGCGGAGGCGCCGCCGAGCGAGCUGGUGUCGGCGGAGGGCCGGAACCGGAAGGCGGUGCUGUGCCAGCGCUGCGGCUCGCGGGUGCUGCAGCCGGGCGCGGCGCUCUUCUCCCGCCGGCAGCUCUUCCUGCCCUCCAUGAGGAAGAAGCCGGCCCUGGCGGAUGGCGGCAGCCCCGACGGGGACCUCCUGCAGGAGCACUGGCUGGUGGAGGACAUGUUCACCUUCGAGAACGUGGGCUUCACCAAGGACGUGGGCAACGUCAAGUUCCUGGUGUGCGCCGACUGCGAGGUCGGGCCCAUCGGCUGGCACUGCCUGGACGACAAGCACAGCUUCUACGUGGCCUUGGAACGGGUCUCCCACGAGUGA